This is a messenger RNA of Trypanosoma theileri, 1455 nucleotides long. Its product is annotated as putative acid phosphatase. Gene Ontology annotation, biological process: dephosphorylation. The record is from RefSeq and is a predicted model, not a curated record. Gene Ontology annotation, molecular function: phosphatase activity. NCBI's taxonomy places the organism in Eukaryota, Euglenozoa, Kinetoplastea, Trypanosomatida, Trypanosomatidae. The coding region runs from base 1 to 1455 and encodes 484 amino acids. The transcript has a single exon.
AUGGCAGCAAAUACACAAAGACCGCUGACGUUUUUUACACUGGUAUGGCUGGUAUUGCUUUUGCAUCUUCAGCCAACGAUAGCGGAAUCCGAAGAGUACAAUCGACAACAUCAACACUCUGCGGCUGUUUCUAUUCCACAGGUGAAUAAAACAAAGAGUAAUAGCGAUAAAAAAGAACUUCAAGCCUUUCGAAAGAAAAACAAUCUUAUCAUUACUAAACUUAUUGUGAUUAGUCGACAUGGUCAUCGUGCCCCAAAUGCCCCUUAUUGGGAUAUGUGUCCGAAUGACAGGAAGAAUCGUCGCAAGUAUAAUGUAGAUGCGGAGGAUCUUACUGGACUUGGUAUGAAGGAAGUGUAUGAGUUUGGGGAAUAUGUACGGCAAACCUAUCAUCACUUUAUUGGCAAUCGUUUUAAUCGCAGUUUACACUUCUUCCGUGCGGUUGGUGAACCUCGCAUAUUACAAUCCGCUAUUGCGAUGUCGCAGGGACUUUUCCCGGAUGGAUAUGGUCCUGGUGGAUUUCUCCCCAGCCGACCGCAGUUUGUGCCGGUCUUUUCCGAUAUGGACACACAUGAGUAUUUACUGGAUAAUGUGCCCUGCUUUAGACGGGCAGAGGCGGAUGUGCAGCAUUGGAUUAACAGCAGUAUGGAUGCCUUUAUGCAGGAUGAGAAUGUGGUGGAGGUGGUAAAGUAUAUGAAGAAGGCAUGUGGAUUUGAAUCCGCCAAGGCAAAAGUAAAGAAACGUCCAUUAUAUGCUUUUAUUAAAACUGUAGCGGAUGGAAUGACAUUUAAUGCGGAUUAUGGAUUAAAUGUUUGUCGUGGACGAGUAACACCGGAGAUGCUUUUUCGGAUUCGUAAUAUAUCUCUACAACUCCUCAUGGCUCGAUUAUAUCACACAGAUGAACAACAAACGUACACCGCCGUGGAUCUCCCACAACGUCUACUGCGACUCCUACACCACAAACAUCCACCCAAACCACAGUAUUUAAAUGAUUUUGUGGAUACACGACAAGAGGCAACUUUUUAUUUUGUACAUCGAGAGGCAUUAUAUGCAUUGGCACAGUUCUUUGGAUUCUCUUACAAUCUUGCUGGGCUUCCACACGGAGAACUCCCAGUCGCUUCAUCCCUUAUAGUGGAAAAACUCGAACCAGGUGAAUACUUCAAUCAUAGGAAUAAAGAUCAUCCUGCUGUUACUACUAAUACCAUUGAGACUAAUGAUAGUGAUAGUGAUAGUGCAGAUGAUAAAAAACACGCUGUAAAGGCGUAUGUGAGAUUAUUGCUGUGGACACCAAACGAUGGCAGAAGUACGGUGGAGAUAUCGCGAUGUAAAAUACCGCAACUCUGCACAGUGGAAGAACUGGAACAAAUUUACACUGAACGUGUGAAUCGAACAGGGACGUGGGAAAAGUUGUGUAACUACACAUAUUUUGAACUUGAUCAUAACACUGACAUUCGUUAG